AGACUGAACAGGUGCAUCAUCGAUAGGCUAUCAAUGUCUUCCGGAUCCAUGCCAGCCUUGACGGCCCGAGCAGCCAAAGGUAUAUAAACCUCUUCCUUGCCCACUGAAUAGUUUCUAUCAUCAUCAGCAUCGCAUCCCAUCGCAUCUUAAUCUUAUACUCUCAAACUCUCAACAUCUAAAAGCAAAUCAGCUUCUUAACCAGCAAAAUGAAGUUCACCGUCGGUUCUGCUAUGGUGGCUACCACCUUCCUCUCCGCUGCGAACGCCGCUUUCCCCUCCAUCCCCAACAUCCCCGAGACCUGCUUGGAGAUCCCCCAGGUCAUUGGCAACAAGCCUCUCCAGCUGCUCUCCUACUUCCACAAGGAGGUCUGUGAGAAGAACUGCACUGCCACCAUCAACCAGCACAACCAGUACCUCCAGGAGUCGGUCUUCCCCCAGAUCAUGAAGGAUCUGGACCAGAAGCUGGACGUGCCCGCCUCCGAGCAGGCCUCUUUCCAGAAGAUCCAGACUCAGAUCAACUCCGCCAUCGAGAAGGACUGCAAGUCUGAAGGCGACAAGCCCCUGUGCAAUGACCUCGAGGGUCUGGCCAGCUACGGCCUCUGCGCGCUCAAGGCUAGCCAGCCCAUCAUCUUGAACAACAUUGGCCAGCUCCAGGGCUCCAUGAACAUCACCGACGCCGACUGCACCAAGAUCAAGCAGAUCGACUCUGAUGCGACUGUCUGGCAGAAGACCCUGCCCAGUUACAUUGACAAGUUCGCUCAGGAGUGUUCGCGAGACCAAAUCUUGGGUGAUAGAAGCUUGCUAUGUCGCAGGGACUCUGACGCUGUAGCAGCAUCUGGGAUGCUUGCCGUCGCUCCUUUGGACGCGUCGAAUCGCAAUGAGGAAUGUCAUUUCUAUCUCCUUGCAGAAAGCACCCUUGCCAGCCCCCGAACGAACCUCUCUGAGAUUGGAUCUACUUCACCGAACAUCAGUGGCAUCACGGGCACCCCAGACGGAUCCACUGAGCAUCUCGGCAUGCCAUCCUCGGUACCAUGCCCCGCCCUAAAGUCAACGAAAAAGCGAUGCAGUGGGACAUUUCCAUGUUCGAAGUGUAUCAGGCUCGGACGCGCCGAUACAUGCGUGCCGAGUCCACGGUCCGCUGCUCAACGGCCGACUGCAAACACCCGAAUCUCCGGCAAUAGCAAUGCAAGCUAUGAUUCUGGGCGUCGACCAACCACAACUCUCAGUGCAGGUAGCUUGGCAGGUCGGGUAGAUUCCGCUAGCAUCGAGGCUUCGGAGCCGAGUCGAUCGACGGUAGAUACUCAGCCUAUGUCCCCAGAAACAUUACAUAGGACUCAUCCACGGAUGCUCCGCAAUCUCCGUGGCGAACGAGCUAAUCCGCUUCCGGCAGUCUAUGUGGGAAAGGCUGCCUCCUUGUCCUUUCUGCAACUAGUCCGGGACACUGUAUCACAGUAUAUUGGGCCAUCGCAAUUCUCGCACAAUGUGAAAAGCGAGGAUAUGCUAGAGAUGGAGACACCGCAUGGAACACCACCAACGCUAGAGAGUAGUCUGGACUCAUAUCAGCUACUCCAGUACUAUCAGACAUAUAGCUCUGCUACGAGUGGCUUCAUCUACGUCUUGUCAAGUGCAGAGGCUAUGGAAGUUCUUGAUGCUUUAAUUGAGCCCAGCACACAUCCAGACAGGACAGAAAUGGCUGUUGCAGGUAUGAUAAUUGCUAUCGGGGCACAGGCCAGCAAACGCACUGUAUCGACCGAGCAAGCUGAGCGCUAUUUCUUCUCCCGUGCUCAACGCAGCGCCUUUGAGGGGAUGUUGGAAAACCCCAGCUUGACUCUGAUACGUUUAUUCCUGUUGAUGUCCUUCUACAUGCUCGGUGCUUGUCGUCGAAAUGCUGCCUUCAUGUACCUUGGAGUGGCUGUUCGAGCUGCUGUGGCAUUGGGUCUUCAUCUUACCGAGCUCGCGGAUGCCGUGCCUAGCCCUGAGCAACACCAGAGAGCAAGGGUGUGGAUGAGUGUUUACAACCUGGACCUCCUAGUAAGCUCUAUCCUUGGGAGACCAGCUGCGACAGCUGCUCUGCGUUCGGAAACAGAAGAUGGUCCUAUCCGUUACGCACUCCUGGAAGGCCAUAUGUCGAUUGGCUUGGUAGCCUCCUAUGGGGUCUCGAGGAUCUUGGAGGAGAUUAUCUCGUCUAUGUACAGCAAGGACGGAGCCUCGGCUGAGCUCGCGGACUCGCUUUUAGCCAAACUCAAACAAUGGAGCGAUGAACUACCGGGGCCAUUGGUGGAGCCUCCUAAUCUUGACUUUGACGAACCCGCUGCGCGAACCCACAUCAUCAACAAUCUUCACGUUGCUUGCAUUUACCAUUUUGCUGUAAUCACGGCGACACGACCCUUCCUGGUGUCAGUAUUGGGUGUGCGACUGGCGCGUUUGCACAAUGACUCCGGCACAUCAAGCGAUCUGUUGCACGAAGAUGCAGCACAUUCCAAUCUUGCAACUGCUUGCAUCGAUUCAGCCUUGUACAUGAUACAGACAUGCUCCGAGGUGCAUCGCUCUGGACUCAUGCUAGGUAAUAUGUGCAUACUGAAGGCUUUUGUAUUUGCUGCCGCCUUGGUUCUCGGGUUCUCGAUGUUCUCUCGAAAAGAGGCUGAGCCCUCACAUGAACAGGCUUACGGGGAAGCCCUGGAGAUUCUUCGUGUGCUUUCGGAGCAGUCCGCCCAGGCAGGACAUUACUUUGAGAUACUCAGUUGCCUGGGAAAUGCCGUGGCUGAGCAGCGUCGACGACUUGUACAGCAUUCCCGCCAGACCAAGGGUCGAUAUGUCAGUAAGCUUUUUAGUCUGGAUGAUCGCAGGCCAUCAGUGGAGGUACAGGAAGGGCUAGACACGUCAUUUAACAAUGGCGUUUCUGCUAUAGCCCCUGAAGCCGGCAUCUCGGAUCCAUGGGCUGGCAUACAACGCCUGGGCUUUAUGGACACUUUGGAGAUUGAUGCGGCAUUCUCUGGCCUCGACGGUAUGCAGCUCCCGGUGUGGGAUAGCUUUCCCUUUGUUGGCGAAGCUUUUCAGCUGCAGGGCAGAGUGGGUGAUGUAACUUAAUGUAGUAUGAG
Molecule: messenger RNA, 3097 nt
Organism: Aspergillus costaricaensis CBS 115574
Lineage: Eukaryota; Fungi; Ascomycota; Eurotiomycetes; Eurotiales; Aspergillaceae
Product: fungal specific transcription factor domain-containing protein
Exons: 6
Coding region: 207-3086 (959 amino acids)
Biological process (GO): positive regulation of transcription from RNA polymerase II promoter by galactose; DNA-templated transcription
Cellular component (GO): nucleus
Molecular function (GO): DNA-binding transcription factor activity, RNA polymerase II-specific; RNA polymerase II cis-regulatory region sequence-specific DNA binding; zinc ion binding
Source: RefSeq, a predicted model, not a curated record